This is a messenger RNA of Knipowitschia caucasica, 1821 nucleotides long. Lineage: Eukaryota; Metazoa; Chordata; Actinopteri; Gobiiformes; Gobiidae. The record is from the annotation of a GenBank genome assembly.
AUGUCUCUGGGGACACCUGUCUGUGGGGACACCUGUCUGUGGGGGACACCUGUCUCUGGGGACACCUGUCUGUGGGGACACAUGUCUGUGGGGACACCUGUCUCUGGGGACACCUGUCUGUGGGGACACCUGUCUGUGGGGGACAUCUGUCUGUGGGGACACCUCUGUUGGGACACCUGUCUGUGGGGACACCUGUCUGUGGGGACACCUCUGUUGGGACACCUGUCUGUGGGGACACCUGUCUCUGGGGACACCUGUCUGUGGGGGACACCUGUCUCUGGGGACACCUGUCUGUGGGGACACAUGUCUGGGGGGGACACCUGUCUGUGGGGACACAUGUCUCUGGGGACAUCUGUCUGUGGGGACACCUGUCUGUGGGGGACACCUGUCUCUGGGGACACCUGUCUGUGGGGACACAUGUCUGUGGGGACACCUGUCUGUGGGUACACCUGUCUGUGGGGACACCUGUCUGUGGGGACACAUGUCUCUGGGGACACCUGUCUGUGGGGACACCUGUCUGUGGGGGACACCUGUCUCUGGGGACACCUGUCUGUGGGGACACAUGUCUGUGGGGACACCUGUCUGUGGGGGACAUCUGUCUGUGGGGACACCUGUCUGUGGGGACACCUCUGUUGGGACACCUGUCUGUGGGGACACCUGUCUGUGGGGACACCUCUGUUGGGACACCUGUCUGUGGGGACACCUGUCUGUGGGGACACCUGUCUGUGGGGGACACCUGGGACAACUGUCUGUGGGGACAUCUGUCUGUGGGGACACCUGUCUGUGGGGGACACCUGUCUGUGGGGGACACCUGUCUGUGGGUACACCUGUCUGUUGGGACACCUGUCUGUAGGGACACCUGUCUGUGGGGGACAGCUGUCUGUGGGGGACACCUGUCUUAGGGGACACCUGUCUGUGGGACACCUGUCUGUGGGGGACACCUGUCUGUGGGGGACACCUGUCUGUGGGGGACAUCUGUCUGUGGGGACACCUGUCUGUGGGGACACCUCUGUGGGUACAGCUGUCUGUGGGGGACAUCUGUCUGUGGGGGACACCUGUCUGUGGGGACACCUGUCUGUGGGGGACACCUGUCUGUGGGGACACCUCUGUCGGAACACCUGUCUGUGGGGACACCUGUCUGUGGGGGACACCUGUCUGUGGGGGACAUCUGUCUGUGGGGACACCUGUCUGUGGGGACACCUUUGUGGGUACAGCUGUCUGUGGGGGACAUCUGUCUGUGGGGUAAAUGUGUCUGUGGGGGACACCUGUCUGUGGGGACAUCUGUUUGUGGGGACACCUGUCUGUGGGGGACACCUGUCUGUGGGGACACCUCUGUGGGUACACCUGUCUGUGGGGGACAUCUGUCUGUGGGGACACCUGUCUGUGGGGACACCUUUGUGGGUACAGCUGUCUGUGGGGGACAUCUGUCUGUGGGGUAAAUGUGUCUGUGGGGGACACCUGUCUGUGGGGACAUCUGUUUGUGGGGACACCUGUCUGUGGGGGACACCUGUCUGUGGGGACACCUCUGUGGGUACACCUGUCUGUGGGGACACCUGUCUGUGGGGGACACCUGUCUGUGGGGACACCUGUCUGUGGGGACACCUGUCUGUGGGUACACCUGUCUGUGGGUACACCUGUCUGUGGGGGACACCUGUCUGUGGGGACACCUGUCUGUGGGGGACACCUGUCUGUGGGGGACACCUGUCUGUGGGGACACCUGUCUGUGGGGACACCUGUCUGUGGGGGACAUCUGUCUGUGGGAACAUGUGUCUGUGGGGACACCUGUCUGUGGGGGACAUACUUCUUCUUCAGUCCAUAUGA